AUGUUCUCCUUCACGUUUCUCCUCCUCCUGGUUCCACGUGCGCUGCUGUCCUCCAGACAAGUCGCAGUCAUCUCCCCUCAGGAUCCCGUCCUGCGUAUCGGCUCCAGCCUGACAGCCUCGUGCACGCUGAGCCCCGAGCUGGGCCUCCACGCCGGCACGUUGUACUGGACCCUGAACGGGAUGAGUCUGCCCGGCAGCACCUACAGCGUGGUGAGCCCCGACACCCUGAGCGUCACGCUCCGAAACCUCAGCGGCUCCCGGCAGCAGUCCGGAGACAACCUGGUGUGCCACGCAGCGGACGGACACGUGCUGGCCGGCUCGUGUCUCUACGUGGGCAGGCCUCCAGAAAAGCCGGUCAAUUUAACAUGUUUGUCCCACAACACAAAGGACUUGAGCUGCAAGUGGAGCCCGGGGGGGCGCGGUGAGACCCACGUCCGAACCAAAUACACCCUCAAGUACAAAUUGAGGUGGUACGGGCAAGAGAAGGAGUGUGAGAUUUACAGCGCGGGGAAGCAGCGUUACUCCUGCUACAUCCCCCGCAACCUCGCCCUCUUCACCCCCUAUGAGAUCUGGGUGGAGGCCGCCAACCAGCUGGGCGCCGCCACCUCGGACAUCACCACCCUGGACAUCCUCGAUGUCGUGACCACUGACCCUCCUGCCAACGUGCAGGUGAGUCGUGUCGGCGACCUUGAGGACCAGCUGACGGUCCGCUGGGCCAGCCCCCCCGAGCUCAAGGACAUCCUGUUUCAGGCCAAAUACCAGAUCCGCUACCGGCUGGAGGACAGCACUGAAUGGAAGGUGGUGGAUGAUGUGGGAAACCAGACGUCAUGUCGGCUCGCAGGCCUCCGGCCCGGUAUCGUCUAUUUUGUCCAGGUGAGGUGCAAUCCAGUGGGCAUCUACGGCUCCAGGAAGCCCGGCAUCUGGAGCGACUGGAGCCACCCGGCUGCCGCCUCCACGCCCAGCAAUGAGAGGCUGCAGAGCGGCUCCUGCGAUCCGAAGCCCGGUGAGCAGAACUCCACCCUGCGACGGGAACUCAAGCAGUUCUUCGGCUGGGUCCGCAAGCACGCGUCCGGCUGCAGCGGCAUGUCAAUCAAACUGUACGACCAGUGGAGGGUGUGGCUGCAGAAAUCGCACAGAACGCGCAACCAGAUUCUGCAAGACGAUAAUUUAUAG
This is a messenger RNA of Cyclopterus lumpus (lumpfish), 1173 nucleotides long. It is a transcript of the gene crlf1b, whose product is annotated as cytokine receptor-like factor 1b. Gene Ontology annotation, cellular component: external side of plasma membrane. Gene Ontology annotation, molecular function: cytokine receptor activity; protein binding. Bases 1 to 1173 code for a protein of 390 amino acids. The record is from RefSeq and is a predicted model, not a curated record. NCBI's taxonomy places the organism in Eukaryota, Metazoa, Chordata, Actinopteri, Perciformes, Cyclopteridae. The transcript has 8 exons. Gene Ontology annotation, biological process: cytokine-mediated signaling pathway.